ACACACACACACACACCUGUCUUUGGUUUGCGUCGACACUGAAUUACAACAGCGCCCUCUGUGGGCCGGCGGAGCUGUGGACACAAACGUUAGCUAAAGAUGGAGCCAGUGUUCAGUCCGCCGCUUCACAGGCAGAGACAUCAAUUUGUCAUCGAUUUUGUCAAAAGGAACAAACCCAAAAAGGUGGUGGACUUGGGGUGUAGUGAGUGCUGUCUCCUCAAAAAGCUUAAGUUUCACCGUGAAAUUGAACUUCUGGUCGGAGUGGACAUCAACGGCACCAAAGUGAAAAAAAAGAUGCAUGGAUUAGCUCCUUUAUCAACUGACUAUCUGCAGCCAAGUUACGAUCAGCUGCGCAUUGAGCUGUACCAGGGAUCAGUCACUCAGAGAGACGCCCGCCUCAAAGGAUUUGAUCUGGUGACCAGUAUAGAGCUCAUAGAGCACCUCACUGUUGCAGAUGUGGAGCGCUUCUCUGAGGUGGUGUUUGGUUACAUGGCGCCAGCGACAGUUAUCAUCAGCACCCCAAACUCAGAGUUCAACCCCCUUCUCCCUGGGCUUGCAGGUUUCAGGCACAGUGACCACAAGUUUGAGUGGACCAGAGCAGAGUUCAGAUCCUGGGCUGUGAAGGUGUGUUUGGAGUUCGGUUAUGAGGUGGAGUUCACUGGAGUUGGACAGGCACCACCAGGCCAGCAGGAGACAGUCGGCUUCUGCUCUCAGAUUGGGGUGUUUUGUCGGCUCGGGGGGAGAAGUGGCUGCAACAUGUUGCUUGGUGACGAUGCAGAGGAUGUUUUUUCACACACACUACUAUACAGCAUAAACUAUCCCAGCUUGCAUGACAACAACAUCUUGAGGAGGGUCUUGGUGAGCGAGGUGCUGUAUUGGGCAGAAAAACUGAAGAGCAGAUGGAUGGAGGAGAAGGCCGUUGAGAGGAAUAGUGGUGCUUAUACGCUGCGUCAAACUGAGGAAGGAGAGGAAUGUCUGUCAGAGCGAUGCAUGGAGCUGGAGGAGAAGCAGACAGCAUGUGGAGCAGAGAUGAGAAAUCCAGUUGAAAUGUGUGGGAAAGUCGUGUCAGAGGAUCAGGAGGAAGAGGAUGAAGAAGUAUUAAGACGACAAGAUUCUUGCACAUUGAACAGGUGUGUGUCUGUACCUCUGGCUGCGUUGUGGUCCUGCUGUCCCAGAGUCAGUGCCCUGAGUGGGAGUCUCAGUAACCUCAGGCAUCUACUGAUGGAUGACCCUGAAGUUCAGCUGAGCCAAGAUGGUGCUGCUGUGCUUGUAAAUUACCAGGAACAAGAGCUUGAAGAAGAGGAGGCUCAUGAUGAUUUGGAGGACAGCGGGUAUGCAGAGGCCAGGCAGAGCUCCCACACUGCAGAACAAGAAGAGAACUGGGACACAAAUAUUUGAUCUGGAGGAUGCAGCUUUGUUUUCAGGACAAAUGUGGUGUGUGCAUACCUGAAAGUUUGGACUGUUGGCUGGCGUAGCUGGAUGUCCGGGAGUGACCACAGCCCCCCAG
Lates calcarifer (barramundi perch) is the source of this 1507-nucleotide messenger RNA. It is a transcript of the gene henmt1, whose product is annotated as HEN methyltransferase 1. The coding region runs from base 100 to 1398 and encodes 432 amino acids. The transcript has 10 exons. The record is from RefSeq and is a predicted model, not a curated record. NCBI's taxonomy places the organism in Eukaryota, Metazoa, Chordata, Actinopteri, Centropomidae. Gene Ontology annotation, biological process: RNA methylation; piRNA processing; siRNA processing. Gene Ontology annotation, molecular function: RNA methyltransferase activity; O-methyltransferase activity. Gene Ontology annotation, cellular component: cytoplasm; nucleus.